Molecule: messenger RNA, 1550 nt
Organism: Hydra vulgaris (swiftwater hydra)
Lineage: Eukaryota; Metazoa; Cnidaria; Hydrozoa; Anthoathecata; Hydridae
Product: D(1A) dopamine receptor
Biological process (GO): G protein-coupled receptor signaling pathway
Cellular component (GO): plasma membrane
Molecular function (GO): G protein-coupled receptor activity
Source: RefSeq, a predicted model, not a curated record
AAAUUUUGUUUCAAAAGUACUUUUUACACACGUUUUAAAUUUUUUGAAUUGUAAUGUAUGCAACUAUCAUUUUGUGUUGAAUUUUGCCAGUAUCGUAUAUACAAUUAAUCUCCACAAUUCGCCGAUGUUGUCUUUCAAGAAAGCUAUGAAAGUUAUUUAAGGUACUUUAAAACGCAACUAAAGAUAAUGAGUGUUUUCAACGAGUCUUUUUACCUCAUCAAUUGUUCGAGAACUUUACUAUUUGUGCCUAACGCACAAACUAAUGGAAGUGUAUAUGUAAUUAUUUGUUUACUAUUGAUUAUAUCUUUUCCAGUUGUUAUCAUGAACGUUUAUAUUGUUGGAAUAACCUGUUACUUCCGCAAUAUGCGCUCGGUUUCCAACACUUUGUUAGCCAUUAUAUCAUUUUGGGAUUUAUUAGUUGGAAUUUUCUCAAUCAUUCCAAUGAUAUUAAUUUUAAUAUUGUCAAUUUCACACGCACAAAAAUGCGGUUUACUUAUUUUUUCAAUGUUUACAAACUUUUUGUUUGGAUUAAUAUCGUUUCUAACAGUUUUCUUGAGCUCAAUUGACCGUUACUUGGCAACUUUUAAACCGUUUUUUUACCAGAAGCACUUAAAUGAAAACUCGAGAUUUUACAUAAAAUGCGCAAGUGUUAUUGCAAUAUUAGUUCUACUUAUUAUGUGCAUUAGCUUUACAUUAGAAAAAAAAUUAAAAUCACUGUUUAUUAUGUCAAUCGCCCCAAUUGUGAUUAUCAUUGUUUUAUAUAUUCAUACUCGACUGCACAUCCAAGUGAAGUUAGUCAGACGUAAGAUAUCAUCACUAGAUCCAAAUUUUAACGGAAGCAACUUUAGCAAAAAUAAAUGUACUAUAAAGAAUCUCAAUGCAUCAACUAAGAAGGAAGUUAGAAAAAAUCUAAAAAUAAACAAAUUUACAAUAAUGGUGUACGCAUCGACGUGUUUUUCAUAUUUACCAUUCGUUGUACUAUUAUAUUUGGUGCAACUUUAUAGCAACUCGCUUAUUUGGAAAUGGACUCGCUAUUAUUAUUUGUGGGCAUAUAUGUUGACAUUAACUAAACCUUUAGCAAACCCAAUAAUUUAUUUUUAUCGAUCUCGUAUCUUGCGUAGAAGUCUAAACCGUGUUAGACAAUCACUCUCCAAAUCCAAUCCUAAUGUUGGUGAAUAAAUUUUGAUGAUGAAAAAAAAAAAAAAAUAUUUUUGGUUUUUAAACAAUUUGUUUUUUUAAUAAAACGCAAAUUAGAAGAUAAAAUAUUGUUCUACAAACGUAUAGCUUAAAUUUUUUUUAAAAGUAAACUUAGCUAUGUUAACCACAUUACAAGGUUAGAGUUACCUUGUUUUAUUUCCACCUUUCAAAUUUUGAGGAGACAGUAUAUGAUAAAAAUAUUUGUUACUUGAGGUAUUAGUUACAUAACACAAUCAACAAGUCAAACGUUUUAUUAGGUGGAGAUAGUAUAAGAUAAUUCUAUUGGUUAUAAACUAAGUAAUGACUUUACUUAGUGUAAGUAUUGCUGUAAUAUUAUUUGACAUUAAUAUUUU